Panicum hallii is the source of this 3079-nucleotide messenger RNA. Its product is annotated as chromosome transmission fidelity protein 18 homolog. NCBI's taxonomy places the organism in Eukaryota, Viridiplantae, Streptophyta, Magnoliopsida, Poales, Poaceae. The record is from RefSeq and is a predicted model, not a curated record. Gene Ontology annotation, molecular function: ATP binding; ATP hydrolysis activity. The coding region runs from base 46 to 2883 and encodes 945 amino acids. The transcript is spliced from 24 exons.
CGCUGCAGCUCUGCUACCAGCCACCGCGGCGUCGGCGAGUCGGCGAUGGAGAUGGAGAUGGACAUGGAGAUGCCAGAUCCGGAGGAGCUUGAGUGGAUGGAGAGCCACGGCCUCCUCCCGGAGGAAGAGGACGUCUACUUCGACGACCCCGACGAGGGCUUCGUCCCGCCCCCCGGCGACUCGGACCAGCCGCGCGAUUCCUCGCAGCCGCCUGAGCCCGCCGCUCCACGCGCAAGUGAAGCUUCGGAAGGCGGGUUGAAGCGUCCUCCGCCUCCACCACCGCCGGAGCAGGAGGAAGAGGAGAGGAGCAAGCGGAGGAACGUGGGGCGGGAGGAUGAGGAUGAGGAGGACUGGCUGCGCUACCCGCCUCCUCCCGCCCCUGAAGUCGUCGUUGCCGAGAAGACAAUCUCGCGGUUCGCAUCGGAGAUCCAUGGGGACUGUGUGCCCGUCACUGCGCCCAACGGGGAGAGGGUUUACGCCAAGCUUGCAAUGGAGGGGUUGGCUGGCGGAGCUAUUAGUGGAACGAGGCAAGGGGCUAACUUCUCCAACCCAAAUCUCAGCCACAAGGGCCUGCUUUCUGAAUCCUUUCAUUCACUAACAAGGCGUGCUGAACAGGAGGCUUUAGCAAAGGCCUUGCAGGAAAGCACAGAUUCAGUAGAUCGUGAGGCUUGUCCAGUGACUCCACUAGUCACAGAAAAACUUUGGGUGGAAAAGUACGCACCAAAUUCUUUCACAGAGCUGUUAAGUGACGAGCACACAAACAGGGAGGUACUUCUGUGGCUAAAACAGUGGGACUCCUGUGUUUUUGGGUCCCAUAUUCGAGCUACAUGUGAUGAUGUUUUAUCUGCCUUACGUCGGCACUCUUCUAACGUCCAAAAGAAUGCAAAUAACAAAAAUUUCUUCUCCAAGACUAAGGGAGGUCCUGUUGACAUGCCCCUGAAUGCACCUAGUAGCAACCCAGAAGGUUUAGGUGGCUCCUUCAGCAAAAGGUCACCAGUAGACAGCACACCAGAACAAAAGGUGUUGCUACUCUGUGGUCCACCUGGUCUUGGAAAAACAACACUUGCUCAUGUUGCAGCCAGACAUUGUGGCUACCAUGUUGUUGAGAUAAAUGCCAGUGAUGAUCGUUCUGCUUCAUCCAUUGAAACAAAAAUUCUUGAUGUCGUUCAGAUGAACUCAAUCAUGUCAGAUUCCAAGCCCAAGUGUUUGGUAAUCGAUGAAAUUGAUGGAGCACUUGGUGAUGGAAAAGGUGCAGUGGAGGUUAUUCUGAAGAUGAUCAACGCUGAAAAGAGUAAUAAUUUUGACAGAAGCACUAAUGCUGAAGAAACUCAAGCCCGAAAGGCAUCUAGAAAAAGUCACAGAAUGGCAAAACUAUUGAGGCCUGUAAUUUGUAUAUGCAAUGACCUUUAUGCUCCAGCCUUGAGACAACUGCGCCAAGUAGCCAAGGUUCAUGUGUUCGUGCAGCCAACGAUUAGUCGUGUGGUGAACAGGCUCAAGUACAUAUGCAAAAAUGAAGGUUUCAAGACAAGUGCAAUUGCUCUUUCUGCAUUAGCAGAGUAUACUGAAUGUGACAUCCGUUCAUGCUUAAACACACUUCAAUUUUUGAACAAGAAAGGGGCGGCACUAAACAUCUCAUCAUUUGAUUCACAAGUAAUCGGACAGAAGGAUAAGUCAAAAAGCAUCCUCGAUGUUUGGAAACAGGUUUUGCAAAAGAAAAAACUCAAGCGAGCUGGAAAGUCUGAAAGUCAUUUCAGUAAAGACAAGGACACAGAUUCUCUCUUCACACUCAUAUCUAACCGUGGUGACUAUGAAGUUACCAUGGACGGGAUCUACGAAAACUUCUUGAGACUAUCAUACCAUGACCCGAUGUUGCAAAAAACUGUAAAAUGUCUUGAUAUACUUGGAGUUUCAGAUUCCUUGACACAAUAUGUUUACCGGACCCAGCAGAUGCCAAUUCAUGCUUAUCAACCUCCAAUUGCCAUCACCAUAAGUCGUAUGGUUGCUCAAGUUGAGAAGCCAAAUAUUGAAUGGCCAAAAGCUUUGCAGAGGUCCCGAACAUUGCUUUUAGAAAAGAAAGACACGUUGAAGACCUGGCAAAACCAAAUGUCACCGGUUGUUUCAAGGCACAUGUCAGUAGAAUCAUUCGUUCAAGACAUCGCUUCCCCCUUCUUACAUAUUCUCUCUCCACUGAGUUUAAGACCUGUAGCCCUGAAUUUGCUGUCAGAGAGAGAAAAGGAUGAACUUGUGCAGCUAGUUGAUACUAUGGUUUCCUACUCAGUUACAUAUAGAAACACAAAGUUUGCCCCUCAAGAAAGGGCAAACAUAUCUGUGGUGCCACAUGAUGUUCCUUCACUUUCUCUUUAUCCUCCAAUCAGUGAUGUCAUAAACUUCAAGGGCUAUCAAUCAGAGCACAUUGAUCUGUCUCUGGCAAUGAAACAGGUCUUGGUGCAUGAGGUAGAGAAGCAGAAGAUCAUUAAAGAUAGUGCUGGCAAAUUGUUGAACCAAGGUAGUGAUGGAGAUACCAGGAGCGAAGCUUUAUCAGAUAUAAGAAAGAAAGCAGUAGCCGAUUCUAUUGCUCCAGCAUUACAUUCUUCUAAGGAUAGCACCAAGCGCAAUUCGACAACACUUCAAAUGCAACCAAACUCAGCCUCUAGCCUGAAUGGUAAAGAUCCUACACCUGCCAAAAAGCACUCCAAUCGUGCAACAAAUUUCUUUGACAGAUUUAGGAAGGAAAGACCGGCAAAUGGAAAAACUCAUACUGAUGUGGGGCAGCAAAGAGCAACAAUUCAGAGGGAUUCACGCCCUCUGAUCUUCAAAUACAAUGAGGGUUUCACAAAUGCGGUGAAAAGACCAGUGAGAGUUCGCGAUCUUCUGCUCAGUUAGGCCCGUUUGGUCCCUGCCCUUGUACUGUAAAGCCAUCUUUUUCUUUUCUUUUUUAAUAUCCUUUCCUGUAUAUUGAUUGCACCAUGUGUAUCUAGUAGGAUAGAUUGAACUAUUGAUGGAUCAAACUAAAAUUACACUUGUCUGUAAUAGCACAUGCACAUUUUUUUCUAUUGAUUUGGGAGAUGAUGAAUCAAGA